Molecule: messenger RNA, 357 nt
Organism: Gryllus bimaculatus (two-spotted cricket)
Lineage: Eukaryota; Metazoa; Arthropoda; Insecta; Orthoptera; Gryllidae
Source: the annotation of a GenBank genome assembly
AUGCACUCGCGGGACGGCGACUUCGACUUCGAACUGCAGAGACGUGGAUUUCGAACCACAUAUCGACAAGGGGCACCUCAGAAUGUUCGCUUGUUAACUGUGAACGACGACAGCCGCGGGCCUUUUACCGAUGUCCCAGUAAACUUCAUCGGUCUCCUCCGCUACUCCUCGGCGGAGGAGGGAGCUGAGCGUGGCGCCGGCCUGUCGGGCGCGCGGAUGGUGUCUGGCCGUUGGAACGCAUCUGCUCCAGCGGCGCAGCUGAUGGCGCGAGGGCAGUUCCGGGCGGGCGACUCCGCCCGCGGCGCGUUGGACAGCUGCGCCGGAUUGAGACGGAGUGGAGAUUUAGAAGGAUACUAG